UUCCUCCCAUUCUUGAGUGUCGCAGCUUGUGCGAACGAACUGGCGAUCACAUCUUUGGACAGAGUACCGGAAUAAACACCGUACCUUCGACGAAUGUCCUUUGUGGAUUGUUUUUUCACAAACGGAGAGAUUAGAUCCGGCAAAGAUGAGGUAUAACUGUGAAAUCAUGAGUAUAUUUUGGCCUUAAUUUGCUUCUUGCAUUAAGACAGCGCUUCUGAUAAUGUCCAGUUCGGGCUACCCUCCAAGCCAGGGAUCGUUCAACACAGACCAGAGCCGCUAUACUCCACACGCUGUCCAGUACAACUUCACAACUUCCAGACACCAACAGGAUUUUGCUGUUCCAGAAUUUCGUGCUCAAGAGGUCAGCUCAGCAUCUCAAAUUUUGCAGCAACAGCAACAGCUUCGACGACGUCCCUCCUUGCUCUCAGAAUUUCACCCAGGCUCUGACAGACCACCAGAAAGGAGGCAUGGCUAUGAGCAGCAGUUCCAUACUUUGUCCUCUCAGUCAGAUCAUGAAGGUGUGGAGUCCAAACGCCAGCGAGUUGAACAACUUUCAGAAGGUCAUUUCCAGCGCUCCACCUCAGCUGGGGUUCUGCCCUUAGCUCAUAACUUACAAGAUGGGCUGAGAGUUUCAGGAGAUGUAAAAAAGGAACAGUCUUUCAGUAUGAAAGCAGAAGUUCCUUCCUCUCCUGGUAGCCAUCCUGUAGGAGAUGAACCAGAUUCAUCACCUUCCAAAUUGUCUAAAGAGGAGCUCAUUCAAAGCAUGGAUCGUGUUGACAGAGAGAUUGCAAAAGUUGAGCAACAGAUUUUCAAAUUAAAGAAGAAACAGCAACAAUUGGAAGAAGAAGCAGCUAAGCCACCAGAGCCAGAGAGACCUGUGUCACCACCUCCAGUGGAACAGAAGCAUCGAAGCAUUGUCCAGAUUAUUUAUGAUGAAAACCGGAAAAAAGCAGAGGAGGCUCAUAAAAUAUUUGAAGGUCUUGGUCCAAAGGUUGAGUUGCCUCUUUAUAAUCAGCCAUCAGAUACAAAGGUGUAUCAUGACAAUAUUAAAACGAAUCAAGUGAUGCGAAAAAAGUUAAUCCUGUUUUUUAAGAGGAGGAAUCAUGCAAGAAAACAAAGGGAACAGAAGAUCUGCCAACGAUAUGAUCAGUUAAUGGAAGCAUGGGAAAAGAAAGUAGAGAGGAUAGAAAAUAAUCCCAGGAGGAAGGCCAAAGAAAGCAGAACCAGGGAAUAUUAUGAGAGGCAGUUUCCUGAAAUUCGAAAACAAAGGGAGCAACAGGAACGAUUUCAGAGGGUUGGUCAGAGGGGCACAGGGCUUUCAGCAACAAUAGCAAGGAGUGAACAUGAAAUUUCAGAAAUAAUUGAUGGGCUUUCUGAGCAGGAGAACAAUGAAAAGCAGAUGAGACAGCUCUCUGUGAUCCCACCUAUGAUGUAUGAUUCGGAACAGAGACGUGUGAAAUUCAUCAAUAUGAAUGGCUUAAUGGAUGACCCAAUGAAAGUUUAUAAAUCUCGGCAGUUCAUGAAUGUGUGGACAGAUCAUGAAAAGGAAAUAUUUAAAGAAAAAUUUGUUCAACAUCCCAAAAAUUUUGGCCUUAUUGCAUCAUAUCUAGAAAGAAAGAAUGUUUCAGACUGUGUUUUAUAUUACUAUUUAACAAAGAAAAAUGAAAAUUAUAAAACACUAGUAAGGCGUAAUUAUGGACGACGCAGAGGAAGGAAUCAGCAACAAAUUACACGGCCAUCGCAAGAAGAGAAGGUGGAAGAAAAGAUAGAAGAAGAUAAAUCUGAGAAAGCUGAGAAAAAGGAAGAGGAAGAUAAAAAGGAAGAGGAAGAGAAAGAUGAUAAAGAAGAAUCAAAGGACAUCUUUAAAGACAAAGAGAAGGCAGAUGCUCCUGCCGAAGAAGAGGAAGGAAAAGAGCAGGCUACUCCACGGGGUCGCAAGACAGCUAACAGUCAAGGCCGUCGCAAAGGAAGGAUCACCCGCUCAAUGGCCAAUGAGGCUGCAGCUGUGGCUGCUGAAGAGCCUCCUCCACCACCAGCACCUCCUCCAGAGCCAGCUUCUGCUGAGCCUGUGGAGACCUCCCGUUGGACUGAAGAAGAAAUGGAAAUAGCUAAGAAAGGAUUAGUUGAACAUGGGCGGAAUUGGGCCGCAAUUGCCAAAAUGGUGGGCACAAAGAGUGAGGCCCAGUGUAAGAAUUUUUAUUUUAAUUACAAGAGACGACACAACUUGGAUUAUCUCCUUCAGCAGCACAAACAAGGUUCAAGGAGAUCCAGGGAAGAUCGUGAUGUGUCUCAGUGUGAAAGUGUGGCAUCUACUGUGUCUGCUCCGGAGGAUGAAGAAAAUGAAGGCUCCAAUGAAGAAGAAAACCCAGAGGACAGCGAAGGUGCAGAGAACAGUUCUGAUACAGAAAGUGCAUCAUCUCCAUCUCAAAUGGACACUAACAAGGCUGGUGAAGAAAUGUCAGAAUGUGCCAAAACCAGUCGUGAUAGCAGUGAAUCAUCAACUGAUCUUGCAAACCAAACAAAAGUCUUGCCUGAACUGUCCCCCGUGUCUGGUUCUGCAUGUGCAAGGCCUCAUGAGAACCAGUUUUCAGAAAUGCAUGUUAAAGAGGAAAAGAGUCCAGAGGAGGUUGAAUCCACAGACCAGGAUGAAAGAAGUCGAAUUGCCUAUGAGCAGCAUGUGCAGACCAAAGUGGAACCUGUUGAUAUUGAAAUAAAAUCAAUUGCUGAUGUCCAAAUUAAAGUUGAAGCUGAUACCAAAGACAAAGGUGCUGAGAAGGAAAAUGAAAAGGGGGAGCAGGAGGAAAUGGAGCUUGGUCUUCCACAACAGGAACAGAAACAAGAGUCACAUUCCGAUAAUGAUUCCAGCGCAACCUGCAGUGCCGAUGAGGAUAUUGAUGGAGAGCAAGAUACUUCCAGGUUUUCAGUAGAGAAGCCAUCUUUACUUAAUCCACCAGGCACAGUGCUAGUUUCAUCUUCAAUGAAACAAACUCAUAUGGACAUGCAUCAGCUACAACAGAGAGCAGCCACCAUCCCUCCAAUGGUUAGUGUUUCUAGAAAUUUUCAAAAUUUUAAAAAAAGUUUUUCAUAUUUCAUGAAGAUAUUUUUCAUAUCCUUUGAAGAAAACCCUGAAGAGAGGGACUGCUUUUAAAAGUGCCCUACUUUUAUUUUUGUUUUAUAGAAUGCAAUGUUUGCUGCUGUCCCAAUGAGUGGUCUGGCAUUGUUGCAAAGGCAAAUUAAAGCAGUACAUGAGUCGUCCCAUUUAGAAGACCGUCAGAGACAUGAUCAACUGGAGACUGAUCAUCACAGCUCCACCAGUCCCCAGAUUGGUACCAGAAGUCCUACUGUUCUUGACAGAGAAGGUAAACCCUUUACAUACAUGCCUUAUGAGAUGAAGAUGUCAAUGGAUCAUGAAAUGCAGAGUAUUACAAAUUCAGGAAGGUCAGGGUCACCUUACAGACUUUCUCCAAGAGAAAUGAACAAAGCUUCCCCACAGCCAGAUAUUCAUGCAACCCGACAUGGUAUGCCACCAGUAUUGCAGCCUGCUCCAAAUCAAGUUUUGUCAAAUUAUUCAGAUGCACGGGUGACAUUUCCAAGACACACAAGGCCUGCAAACAUUCCAUCUCCUCCUCCUCUCAUUCCUUCAUCCAAACCUUCAGAGAAGCCAUCUUUCAUAAUGGGUGGAUCCAUUUCACAGGGGACUCCAGGUACUUACAUAACUCAUAACCAGAAUGUUUACAACCAGGAUUCUUCAAAGAGCUCAGUGGGCUCUAUAUCAUUGGGAAUACCUAGACAGCAAGAGUCUGUAAAGCCUGUGCCAUAUAUUAAACAGGAAGAGUUCUCCCCUAGAGGACAAAGUGCACAAGCAGAGGGCCUGUUGUGCAGGGCACAGUAUGAAAGUGUUGUAAGAGGUAAUCCAAUGUCUGCCUCUCAAGAAGGCAGCAUAACACGAGGCACCCCAGCCAAAGGAACGGUGGAAGCCAGUACCUUCCGUGGCUCAAUCACUCAGGGUACCCCAGCUCUUUCUCAGUCGGGCAUUCCAGCAGAUGUUCUUCUGAAAGGUACAAUCACCAAAUUAGCCACAGAGGACGUCAGCAGUCCUGAAAAGGGCAGAGAUGAAGCUAUUUCCAAAGCACAUGUCAUUUAUGAAGGCAAAAGUGGCCAUGUCCUGUCAUAUGAUAGUAAGUCUGCACUUAAAACAUAUAGUGAAGGAAACAUUUUACUAAACAAACUGUCUACUUUUUUUUUUUUUUUUUUACUUAAUUUCCUUUUGUUAUAUUUGAAAGGUGGGCUUUCAUCUGGAAAGUCAGCUGGCCAUGAACGUAAGAGUACAAUGACGCCAACACAGAGAGAUAGUGUUCCUGCAAAAUCCCCAGUGUCUAGCAGCGAUCCUGUACCCACACAUAGCCCAUUUGACCCCCACCAUCGGGGAGUGGUACCAGGAGAGGUAUAUCGGGCCCAUCUUCAGCACCACAUUGACCCGGCUAUGGCAUUCCAUCGAGCACUUGAUCCAGCGUACCUGUUUCAACGACAGCCAUCUCCUACAGGAUAUCACAACACCUAUCAGUUGUAUGCCAUGGAGAAUACUCGGCAGACAAUCCUGAAUGAUUACAUAACGUCUCAGCAGAUGCAGGUGAUCCCAAGACCUGAAGUGACCAGGGGAAUUUCUCCAAGGGAGCAACAGAUCACCAUUCCUUAUGCCUCUGGGACAAGGGGGAUUAUUGAUCUAGCCCAGAUGCCUCCCACAAUCCUGUUGCCUCACCCUGGGGGAACAAGUACGCCUCCCAUGGAUCGCAUUACCUACAUUCCUGGUGCACAGUCCCCUUUCCCUUCUAGGGGUUACAGCCAGAGCUCUAUAUCCCCAGGUCAUCCUGCUCAUCUUGCUGCAUCAGCAAAUGUAGAACGUGAAAGAGAGAGAGAAAGAGAGCGAGAGAGGGAGCGUGACCGAGAAAGGGAGCGUGAAAAAGAGAGGGAGCAACGUGAACGGGAAAGAGAGCGUGAGCGAGAACGGGAGCACCGGGAACGAGAAAGAAUGGCAGCUGCUGUAGCAGCUUCAAAUGAAAUAAAUUACAUGCGAGCAGGUACAGAACAGCCAGGUAGGCCAAGCAGUCAUGGUUAUGUGCGCUCUCCUUCGCCAUCUAUGAGAACUUCAGAGAAUGUGGUACAACAGAGACCCAGUAUAUUUCAAGGAACUAAUGGCAAAAGUGUCAUUACACAGCUGGACACUUCACGUAUAAUGCAAAUUGCUCCCAGCGCAGCCUCUCAGUCCCAUGGCCUUCCUGCUUCCCGUUUCAGCACUGCUGCAGAUGCCUUGGCUGCCUUGGUAGAUGCAGCUGCCUCAGCCCCUCAGAUGGAUGUUGCAAAAGUAAAGGAUGGGAAACAUGAAUCUGUUCGUAUUGACGAGCUGUCUUCCCGCAGGCCAACAAUGGUUACUGAACCACAGCAGCUUCACCAAGUGCAGCACCAGCCUUCCCUUCAUCAGCAGCAACACCAGAGUAUAGAAGCAGAUAGACGAAGUAUCCAGUCUUCCUACACUCCUGUGUCUCUGCCUGGUAGUAAGCCCUCUGGUCCUUCCUCUCAUUAUGUGGAGAGCAAUAAGGAAAAAGGUCCACCUACAAAAUCUAGAAUCGAAGAGGAGCUGAGGACACGUGGCAAGACAACUAUCACUGCAGCCAAUUUCAUUGAUGUUAUCAUAACUCGACAGAUUGCCUCAGAUAAAGAUGGUCGUGAAAGAGGAUCUCAGAGCUCAGAUUCAUCAAGCAGCUUAUCAUCCAAUAGGUAUGAAACACCUGGAGGAGAUGCUAUUGAGGUUAUUAGCCCCGCGAGUUCCCCAGUACAGCUACAGGAUAAGCAGGAGACAACCUUCCAGCAAGAUGUUUCUAAACCAUCUCAGGCAGAAAGUGAUCAGCGUGCCUUUGAAUCACAGAUAAACCGGUACCGGAGCCAACAGGAAUCUCCCUCACCUCAGCAGCCACCAACCUCUCAAGCUGAAAUAUAUGGUCAAGUUCCAAAAACACAUCGGCUCAUCACUCUAGCUGAUCAUAUUUGUCAUAUAAUAACACAGGACUUUGCCCGCAAUCAAGCAGAAGACUUUGCCCGCAGUAAAGCUUUAAGUCAAGCACCACCACAGACUACUUCAACAACAUUCCAAAAUUCAGCACCGACUGCUCCUGCUUCAGGAUCACGGAACAAAGUGCCCAGUCGCUACAGUCCAGAGGGUCAAGGGCAGGCAACACAUGCACAUCAGGUUCAGCACCAGCGGGUAUCAACCAGGGUCUCUCCAGAAAACCCCUCUGAUAAGUCUAGAGGAAGACCUGGAAAGUCUCCUGAUCGUAGUCAUAUGGGCUUGGAAUCUUACGAACCCAUAUCUCCUCCACAGUCCUACUCAACAAUGGAUAAGCAAGAGGUCAUGAUGCAGCAGGCCCAGAGGCGAGAGGUUGAUGGCUCAGAGCAGAGGAGCGACUCUCACUCCCCUGUGAGUGGCUAUCUGCCAUCAUUCUUUACUAAGCUUGAAAACACAUCCCCAAUGGUGAAAUCAAAAAAACAAGAGAUAUUUCGUAAGCUGAACUCUGCUGGAGGUGGGGAUGGUGACAUGACAAGUGCACAGCCUGGAACAGAAAUUUUUAAUCUUCCAGCCGUCACAACUUCAGGUUGUAUCAGUUCUAGAGGUCAUUCCUUUGCUGAUCCUGCCAGUAAUCUUGGUUUGGAAGACAUCAUUAGGAAAGCUUUAAUGGGAAACUUGGAUGACAAGCAAGAUGAACACCAAGCUAGCCUGCCUCAGACGAUGAAUCUCUCAUCUGGAAACCUGUCAGCAACCAUUGCAGCAAUGGCCGAGGCCCGCAGGGAGGAAACUAACCCCUCACCAAAUUCUGGUGUAAGUCUUGGAAAGCAAAAAAUAGUGGGCAAAGGGAACAGCAGAAAGUCAAAGUCGCCAAUUCCUGGGCAGGCUUUUGCAGGUGCAGAAAGGCCAUCUUCUGUGUCGUCUGUCCACUCUGAAGGAGAUUAUCAUAGGCAGUCUUCAUCUGUUUGGGGAUGGGAGGACAGACCGUCCUCUACAGGGCCCACACAGUUUCCUUGCAAUCCUCUAACUAUGAGAAUGCUGAGUAGCACUCCUCCUACAUCAAUGGCAUGUGCACCAGCGUCAAUUCAGGGUCAGCCUGCUGCUCUCCAGCAGAACCGAAUGUGGGACCGAGAGCCAGCUCCACUGUUAUCGUCACAGUAUGAGACCCUGUCUGACAGUGAUGACUGAUCUUCAAGGGCCUUCCUUGAUGUGGGGUGUAUACACAUUUUUCCUCCAGUUGAAGUCUGCAGUCCCAUGCAGGUGGUGGAAGGGCCGGCUCUGGUAAAUGGACUAUAGCCACCAGGAGCCGAAAAAGAGGUGGCAGAAGAUAAAGAACCUUCAGUGUAAGUGGCAGCUCCCUCUCACCUCAGUGCUGGAGAGAUUAACAGCAAAUGGACUAAUAUAGUGAAUGAAAUCUGUAAAGAAAAUGUAUUUCUUGUUCUUGAUGUUUGUAAAUGAAAUCUUGUUGUCCUUAAUUUUAUGUAAAUAAGAGAUCUUGAAGUUUUUUGUUUGGGACAGGGGUUGGGGAGGUGACAGGUGUAAUGUCUUCAUCUUUAUCCACCACCCUCUGUUUUUCUUUCUUUGAAUGCCUUCAGCUGAGGCCUGCACUUUCAUGAUUUUCACAUCAAAAAGGAAAAAAAACUCUCCUAGGAAGAGUGUCUUGUUUUCUUCAUUGUUUUUGACUUUGCUGUCUCUGAUUUGAUCUCUGCCAAAGCUUUUUUUUUUUUUUUCUUUUCCAGUUUAACAUGCAACAGUCUAAAGAUAAUCGUGCAUACAUUAUAAGUAACAUUUAUAACUAAGUUUUCUUCUGUUAGGACACAAAAUAAAUAAAACUGCUUGUUUAUUACUGGAUCUAUAACCAUCCUUCAGCACACUAGUAUAGGAAUCUCCUUGCACUGGAGAUUUAUCAUAAGCUGCAUUAGAACUGUCAGAUUUUAUUUAAAAACUGUUGUCAUUUGUGACUUGGAACACAGGAGUCUUGCGAUACAGAAACUGUGGCUAACACAAUUAUAGAACCCACUCUCUACCCGGUGUCUUCUCAGUUUGGGGUUUCCUUAAAAUUUAUUAGGAAAUCUUAAUUGAUUUAAAAGGCCUUUGGGAUUGUUUUUCUUCAUGAACAUACACAAUAUUUCUUAUUAUCUUCCUAUAAAAAAGCAUACAAUAAAUACAUGAGCAUUGUGUCUUUUUUCCUAUAAAAUUGACAGAUUUUUAACAAAUCUCUGCAAGUUGUUUGAAGAUUUGAAUCAGGAGUUCUUUUAUCAACUUUAUGAUUGGAAUUGUUUUUGUAGUAAGACAUUUGCACCAGCUUUGCAUUUUGUAAAGGUUGGCCUACUACAGGUGCGUGUAUAUAAUGUAUAUACAGUAAAAUGCACAACUAAAGUUUAAUAAUGAACGCAAAGCUGCAGCUUGAGGACACUGGAGUAUAAUCUCAUCUCUUAAGAGGCAUUAAGUUGUAGUCCUGUGUGAAGUGUCACAAAAGCCCCGCUGAUUAUACAUUAAAGAGUGCCAGCCUUGGUUGCUGAAUGUACAGUAGACAUGUUGUAUAUGUGCAUGAUAGGACUGUGCAGCUUGGCCAACAAUAGCUGACUCUUAUUCAUGUUUAAGUAAUAUUUUCUGUUAUUUUUAAUUUGGGUAAUAUAUACACACAAAGCCUGUCAUUCAAUUAGCCUGAUUAUGUUGAGCCCAAUUCUUUUCUUGUGUGCAUGACCCAUUUCUCAGUUGUGAAUAAAGCUGUACUUUAGCAUUUUUGUAACUCCCAGAGUCCAUUUUGGGUUUUCUCUCCACUUUUUUUGGAAAUGAAACACUGUAAUGUUCUUUACAACACCAAAACAGGAAGAAACCAUGUUUCCAACUUUUUUUUAAAUAAUGUUAAUGAAUUUGCAGAAUAUUUAAGUCCUUCAUCAAGAGUCACUUUAUCCUGUGUGGGUGGGUAGGGGGUGGGGGGGAGGCUAUCAAUGUGAUUGUUAAUGUCACAUUUUCAGAUUCUGAUGUGGGGAUUGGAUAGCUGCUUUUUAAGAAUCACUGAUAUGGAAGAACUCAAUAAAGUAGAUCAGCGCUCCACCCUCA
Molecule: messenger RNA, 9124 nt
Organism: Erpetoichthys calabaricus (reedfish)
Lineage: Eukaryota; Metazoa; Chordata; Cladistia; Polypteriformes; Polypteridae
Gene: ncor1
Product: nuclear receptor corepressor 1
Exons: 42
Biological process (GO): negative regulation of transcription by RNA polymerase II
Molecular function (GO): transcription corepressor activity; nuclear thyroid hormone receptor binding
Source: RefSeq, a predicted model, not a curated record